GUGCCGUUUACCCCAAACAUGGCGGGUGUCUCGGGCUGAGCGAGGGAGACAGAGUGGAGGCGGUUUCCAUCUCAAGAAAGUUUCACCUCCAGCCCUUCCGCUCACCCCUGCCUCUACGAGGUGUGGGAAGAGAAAUAUGAGUGAAGAGAAGCCGAUGGGAACGGAGUCGGUCCGAAAUAGUGCCCCAUAAGGGACCUCAGAGGGUUCUCAAUCACCCUUCCCCUCUGGGCUUCGAACUUUCACCCCAAUUCUGUGACUGACCCCAUUGCCUGUGGCCCCUUUUGCCGUGCCCCCUCUCCCUGUACCCCAUUUAUUAUCUCACCUUCACCCCAAGUUUGUGAUUUCUAUCUGCACUUCAUCCUAUAACACCCAAUGUAAGCUCGCUCUGUCGCCUCAAACCCCUGCUACCGGCACCGCUACCUGAACUUACUCGCCACGACCAGUCCCAAUCUUGUUCCUAUGCCGAGAGGAAUCCUACACCUCUCUGUUCCCUAGCCUUCCCGUGUCCUAUUUUCAGUUUUAAAUGAGUUUUUUAAAUUGCUUGGACCUGGAGUCGGUUAAUUUAUGGGGCAACAACCAGGCAAAGUUCUCGCGGACCAAAGGAGGCCAACUUUAACGGCGCUGCAGUUUAUCAAAGGAGGGAGGAGAGAAGCAACCAAACAUGGAGCUCAACAUUUCAAUGUUUUUGUGGAGCACGAAGCCCUACACCGUCCAGAGUUUGAGUCCCAGGGUCUGAAUGAAGCUGCUCGGUGGAAUUCCAAAGAGAACUUGCUUGCCUGCCCCAGUGAAAAUGAUCCCAAUCUUUUUGUUGCACUGUAUGAUUUCGUUGCCAGUGGUGAUAACACACUCAGCAUAACAAAAGGUGAAAAGCUUCGUGUUCUGGGCUACAACCACAAUGGAGAAUGGUGUGAGGCUCAGACUAAAAAUGGUCAAGGUUGGGUUCCAAGCAACUACAUAACACCGGUGAACAGUUUAGAGAAACACUCCUGGUACCAUGGGCCUGUCUCGCGCAAUGCUGCAGAGUAUCUCCUCAGCAGUGGCAUUAACGGAAGUUUUCUGGUGCGGGAGAGUGAAAGCAGCCCCGGACAAAGAUCCAUAUCACUUCGUUAUGAAGGAAGGGUAUACCACUACAGGAUAAACACUGCAUCUGAUGGAAAGUUGUAUGUAUCUUCUGAGAGUCGUUUCAACACGUUGGCAGAGCUCGUUCACCACCACUCAACGGUGGCCGAUGGACUGAUCACCACCCUACACUAUCCAGCUCCAAAACGCAACAAGCCUACGAUUUAUGGAGUCUCGCCAAAUUAUGACAAAUGGGAGAUUGAACGAACAGACAUUACAAUGAAACACAAAUUAGGUGGUGGACAAUAUGGGGAAGUGUAUGAGGGAGUCUGGAAGAAAUACAAUCUCACUGUGGCAGUGAAGACACUAAAGGAAGAUACUAUGGAAGUGGAAGAGUUCUUGAAAGAGGCUGCAGUUAUGAAAGAAAUUAAACAUCCCACCCUCGUACAGCUGCUGGGUGUAUGUACUCGGGAGCCUCCAUUUUACAUCAUCACGGAAUUCAUGACUCAUGGAAACCUCCUUGAUUACCUCCGUGAUUGUAACAAAGAGGAGGUGAAUGCAGUUGUGCUGCUAUAUAUGGCAACUCAGAUAUCCUCUGCAAUGGAGUAUUUAGAGAAGAAAAAUUUCAUUCACAGGGAUCUUGCCGCUAGGAACUGUCUUGUAGGGGAGAACCACUUGGUUAAAGUGGCGGAUUUUGGGCUAAGCAGAUUGAUGACGGGAGACACAUACACAGCACAUGCUGGAGCUAAGUUUCCCAUUAAAUGGACUGCGCCAGAGAGCCUGGCCUACAACAAAUUUUCAAUCAAAUCUGAUGUGUGGGCUUUUGGUGUUCUUCUGUGGGAGAUUGCAACUUAUGGCAUGUCCCCAUACCCUGGAAUUGACCUUUCACAGGUCUAUGACCUAUUGGAAAAGGAUUACAGGAUGGAGCGGCCUGAGGGCUGUCCAGAGAAGGUUUAUGAAUUGAUGCGCGCAUGUUGGAAGUGGAACCCUGGAGAUCGACCAUCAUUUGCAGAUGUCCAUCGAGCAUUCGAUACCAUGUUUCAGGAGUCCAGCAUUUCAGAAGAGGUUGAAAAGGAGCUCGGGAAGAAAGGAAGGAAAUGCUGCGGCAGUAGUAAGCCACAAGCUCCAGAAUUGCCGACAAAAACGCGCACCCUUCGCAGAACCACCGAGAACAAAGAACCAAGCGAGAUCCAGGAGACGACCCAUUCGAUAUUUAAAGCCACAAGUGAAUUUGAUUCUGCGGACCAUGAAAUGGCCAUUUCUCCAAUGCUGCCACGGAGAGACAAAGACACAGAUGGCACCUUGGACGAUGAUCGUUUACAGUCUUCCACCAAAGAGAAAGGCAAAUCCAGUUCCAUCUUCAGCUCUUUCAUUAAGAAGAAGAAAAAGACUGCACCCACACCACCAAAGCGCAGUAGCUCGUUCCGCGAUAUGGACGGGCAGGUGGACAAGAAGGAAGCGGCAGAGGACAUCAGCAUAGUUGCUAAAGAUACUAACAAUGGAACUUGUGUGAACAGCAUGAUGCCUCCCGACACAAUAGACCCUGGUAAAUUUCAGCACUCGCUUAGCACUGGGCCACAAAGUACAAACAAUGUAGCUGGAGGGGUUGCCAAUGGCAGUUUCUUGGGAACAACGGGGUUCUUUCUGCAUUCGAGGAAGUCCAGUACAUUAGCUGCAGGCAAACCAGUUGGGAAUGAAGAGGAACUGCUCUCAAAUUCAAAGCGCUUCUUGAGAUCUUGCUCUGCAUCAUCGAUGCCCCCUGGAAACAAGGACAUGGAGAGGAAAGCAUUGACACUCCCUCGUGACCUCCAGUCUGCAGGGAAACUGUCCGAUCCAGCCGGGAUCUUAAGUGGCGACAGGAAUGAAAAGCCAGCCUUGCCUCGAAAGAGGACAAAUGAAACUAAAGUGGACAUUGCUCCUCGGAUAAACCAAACUGCACCAUCUCGACUACCGAAAAAGACUGACGAGUUAAAUGAUGAUGUUUUUAAUAAUCUGGAGUCCAGUCCAAGCUCAAGCCCACCGUCAUCCACUCCAAAGAUCGUCCGAAGGCAACCCACAGUCAUUACAUCAAUCAGUCUCGUCCCUAAGGACAAGGAUGACGGUGGGAAGACUUGUGCCUUAACUUCUGCUUCCCAACAGGACCAUAUCUCCUCUAGUGUUGCUGCUUGCACAUCCAAACACAGCUCCACGUCAAUCCUGGGCGGGGUGAAGCUGCUGAACGAAGAUUCCAAGGUACGAAGGUUCAGGCAGCCUCCCGACCAGCUCCUGUCGGCCCCCGUAAGAGACCGGGGUAAAUUGCAGAAAUCCAAGCCAGCUCCUCCUCCGCCACCAGGUGUGAAAUCUGUUCGACCAUCUCGAAGCCCGACCCACGAGACAACGGGCGAGACUUCUGUGAGCAUCAAGCUCAAGCAGUCCACCCAGGGUGCAGACGCUGUGAACAGUGAUGCUUCGAAGCCCAGUCACCCUGGGGACGUGGCGAAAAGACCUGCCCUCCAUUCGGUAGCAAAGUCACAAUCAUCCACGAAGGCAUCGACCCCCAACUCAACCGCAUCCUCACUCUCUGCACAGUCUCCCCUAGCAAGCCCCAGUGGUGACCAGCAGUCCUCAGCAACCACAGCCUUCAUCCCACUCAUCUCCACCAGAGUGUCCUUACGCAAGACACGACAGCAGCCGGAGAGGAUCACCAGUGCCAACAUUACCAAGGACACCGUUUUACAGAGCACCGAGGCGUUGCGGGUCGCCAUUGGAAAGAACUCUGAGCAGAUGGCCAGCCACAGUGCGGUGCUGGAGGCGGGCAAGAAUCUAUACACCUUCUGCGUCAGUUACGUUGACUCCAUCCAGCAAAUGCGCAAUAAGUUUGCCUUUCGGGAGGCCAUCAACAAGCUGGAGUGCAACUUACGGCAGUUACAGAUCUGCUCAGCCAGUCAGGACUUCACAAAACUGCUCUCAUCUGUGAAAGAAAUCAGUGACAUUGUCCAGAGGUAGCAAAGGCUCAGGGGGUGCGGGUGCCAGGGGAAAAAAGUAUAUUGUCAAAAAGCUGCUCCCAGACUCCAAAACAGUGUGAUGGAAUCAGGGGAAAGACUUGAAUUUGGCUGACUGCCAGGAGUGUACGUGGAAGCAUGGCUUUCAUUGCUUGGUAGCCCUGUUAAUUCCCCAUGUUUGCUUCAGUUUCCUCUUGUCAGAGUUUUGUUAUUGCAUUGUAUUUUAUAACGCAGAAACAGGAGUCAGCCCACCGGAUCUGUGCCAGUGUUUACACUGCACACAAGCCCUUUCUGCAUCUUGGCCAUUUACAUUUACAUCUAUUCAUUCCUCACUCGUGCUUAUUCACAUCAGUUAGGUCUGAAGGAAUUGCUGAUUCCUUGAUGCAGAGUGUAAACUCUGAGAAGCCACUGUGGUCAUUUGCCUGUUAUGAUUUGAGGUUUGUGAACUGUUAAUUAAGCCCCCUGUCUUUGGUGUGAUGCAGUUCCCGCACUGAAUCAACUGCAUUAAUUUCACCUUGAAGCACAAGUUCCACUUGGGAGCAGCUGUGAUCUUUAGGAUGACGUGCCAGCACUGCUCCCUCUUCCUUAAAAAACUAGUUUUUCACUUGUUCAAGGCCUUUCAUAAUUAUUAUUGGAAAAUGUAUUCCUCAUGAUCAAAUUAGUCAUUAGAAACAUUGGCAUGCUUAUGCACCUCGCAUCUUCUGCCAUUCACCACCCGCUGUCUGGAAUAUGUCUGACUUCAUUCUCAUUCCAUUACCCACUCCCUCCCUUGACUCUGUCCCAAUUAAACAUUUCCUUACAGCGUUCCAAAUAGAUCAUUGUGGAUCUGCCUUUCUUAUCCUGAUAGUUAUAAUAUCAAUACGAUAGGAUAUAAAAUCAGGAAUAAAAACUAAGCUAUGCCAGGAGUUUCUCAAUAAUUUAUCUCCAUUACUGAUACACUGCAGUGUGAAGGCUUUGGAAAUGGAGGCUAGUGGAAGGUAGGGGCAGGGGACUAACUAAAGUAUAGGUCCAUGCAAACUAUUGAGCUGCAGAUAUUGGUUGAUUUUAUCCCAUUAAUUGGAAGUAACUGGAUUGGAAGUCUCCUGGCAGUUCUUUCAUAUAUAUAUUUAGAAACUGGGCAAUAAAAAUCAAACUAAUUCUGCAAAUAUGCCGUAUAUUUACCCCUCGAUCAACUUAAUUGAAACAAUUCUGAGUGACUAUGGCAUCAUUAAAUCUUUCGGGUGAGUUACUGAGUUGGAGAAAGGACAGGACUCGUAGUAAACAAAUUUGCACUGAAAGUGAUUUCCAUUUAAGAAGCAGCUCAUGGCAAACUAUAUUCUCCCAUCGGAAUAAGGCAUCUUACCCAGAGAAAUGAGUGGAGGAUAAUUGCAUAGACAUUAUGUGCAUGACAUUGAUCUCAGUCACUAAACAGUAAUGAAGGACCACAAGCUUCAUUGAGUGGGAAUUAUGCAGUUGUUAUCUCUGUUUAAAUAGUGUUAGCACCCGACGCAGCUGUACUGGUCAUCUGCCCACAAUCUCAUUGAGGGAUUUGGCCACAUUUUCUGCAAUGCAAAAUGACACAGUUAACAGCCGUGUGCAAAACAAUGUCCUGAGGAUUUGAAGGGUGUAAUACAAAUGCAAGGUCUUCUACAACAAAAACGCUCGCUAUUUCUCUCAACCUUUUUAGUGCAGUGCGUAUGAUUAAUUAAUCACUGCAUUAAUUUAAAAUGGGUCCAAGGGAAAUUAACAGAGCCUAAUCGCCAUUGAAGAUUAUAUAUUCCUUGCCAAAUCAAUAUUACUGACAUUCAGCAAUGUGAGUGUAAUGGAUAUUUUAAUCAAUGUCAAAAUUGGUUCUGAGAACCAAUAAGUAACAUUAACUUUGGUGACUGAAGCAAACAUGGGGACAUGGCCCAUCAUUCGAUAUUUACAUUUUGUCUCAGUCCUGCUAAAACUGAGAUCUAUUCACAGGGCUUGAAUGCAAUAUUUCUCAUAAGUGGUAACGUUUUAUGUGUUCUCUUCUGCAAUUAAAAUUGCUACCAGCAGUAAAUGUAUUUUUCCAAUCACUAAACUCACUCAAGCAAACUAAGUCAAGUCAUUUGAAACAAAUGGAACACUUUGACUUAGCCUGUGAAUUUCACCAACCAGAGCCUUUCUAAUGAAUGCAGAACUUGCCCGUAAAAAUUGAAAAAUGUGUAAGUAUUUUGUUAAUUGCUGGGUUGAGUCAAGACCUUUGAUCGAGGCCGCCCGCUGAUAAUCUCAUUCCUGGUGACAGUGUGAACUCACAGUUUAAUGAGUUUGUUUUGGGGUUGGGAUAAGGUGGGGGGGUGAGCUGGGUGUGCCAGUGGUUAGGGGAAGAAAAUUCUGUUUUAAUUUGAUGGCAUCACACAGACGCAGCCUGUAAUAAAGCUGGUCAAGUGUAUGUUAUAUACUGCUUCGGGGGCAGUGGUCUUUUGUCAUAGCUGGCUUAGCAUAUGUGACACUUCUCACUCUGAAUCAUUAAGGGCUUGGAAAAGAGACCCGUAGAAGCACAAUGUGAAAUAUCAAGAUGGUCUAGAUGUGAAGUUUAUCUUUACACUUUAGUUUUAUUAAGUAUUGCCUUAACCUCCUCCGUACAGCCAGUUAAAGAUUGAUUCAGCCAAACAUGUUUUUCAAAGUUUGUUAUCCAGUUGUGUAAUGACUUCAGCAUCCACCAAACUCUUCAACUAUAAAGUUAUUUUUUUGUUGGUUCUUAGAAUGAGAUUUAUUUGUAUUAUCAUUGUAGAACUGCACUGCGUCAAAAUCUGGAGAAGGAAGGCUAAAUGUGGCACAUCAGAGUCAAAACUGUAUGUUAAUCUGAAAGUUUGCCUCUUUAUUUUAAUUCCACUUAAUGAUCUGAAAAGACUUGAAAAGUAAUCGAAUACUUGUAUAUUUUCAACGCUGAGGUCUGGCUUCAUUGCUAAGGCUCCUGUAUAAACAGUUUGGAACUGUUCUCUAUUAUCUUGUGAUUCCCUCAUCACAGUGAUGAUCACUGAAGAUUUACUAGUCUCCGAAAUAACCAGUCGGGAACACCUGAUUCUCCUGAGACUGGUUGGAUUUCCAAAGCUGCUUUAUUUUCAUUCUGUACGCUGUAGCAGUAUUUGUUAUGUACAAAGAGAUUUUCAGUUUCCAAAUACAAUGUAACAGGGAAGGAGGCACAAUGUUGGCGAGUACAGACUCUGUUCUUUCACCCCUCCAAACAAUACUACAAAUGCUCUUAAGUUAAACAAUUUACAAUUGUUUUGAUGGCUCCCCUCAGCAUCGGAAUUGGAGAUUUGAUUGCAAGCAUAAUAUCAGCGUACAUGAAUGUUUUAAAAAUAUGCCACCAACUUCUUGUGCAUGGAUUUGCAUGGACACCAGUAAUAUCCUUAUUGUAAACUUGUGUCAGAUUU
This is a messenger RNA of Amblyraja radiata (thorny skate), 7426 nucleotides long. RefSeq names its product abl oncogene 1, non-receptor tyrosine kinase (gene abl1). Bases 565 to 4044 code for a protein of 1159 amino acids. Gene Ontology annotation, biological process: protein phosphorylation. NCBI's taxonomy places the organism in Eukaryota, Metazoa, Chordata, Chondrichthyes, Rajiformes, Rajidae. The transcript has 11 exons. The record is from RefSeq and is a predicted model, not a curated record. Gene Ontology annotation, molecular function: ATP binding; non-membrane spanning protein tyrosine kinase activity; protein binding.